Lymnaea stagnalis (great pond snail) is the source of this 10023-nucleotide messenger RNA. The record is from the annotation of a GenBank genome assembly. NCBI's taxonomy places the organism in Eukaryota, Metazoa, Mollusca, Gastropoda, Lymnaeidae.
CCGAUGUAAAUGAUAUUGUGAUAGAAAAGAAAUGGCCGACCUAGAAAAAGUGAAAGUACUUGUGGUAGGCGAUUCCGGUAGGAAAAUAUAUAGUAACGUUUAUACUGAAUAUUGUGUUGUAAUAUGAAAAUUUUAUUGAAAUAGUAUUAAUUUUAAGUUUCCUUUAAUAUACGAUACAGGAAUGACAAUUCAUUUAAUAUCAACAAUCAAUUUUUGAAAGCCAGCUGACAAUCAAUGAAAAUGAAUAACAAUGAAUCAUCAUUUGAAUUUGAUAUAGUAUUCUAUGCAAUAUUGACAAAAUUAAAAAAAUGAAAACGAAAAAGCAAUUCAACAUGCCACGGUGGCAUGAUGGAAUUGAUUGACUAGUUAACUUGACUGCAUUGCUAGCAUGAGAGAUAAGAUGUAACUCAACGUGACAGUGACGUAAUUAAAUUAUUUAUGAUAGUAUUUACAAGGAGACUUCCAGACAUUACAGUAUUACAGUUACAGUUCAGUUCAUUUAAACAAUACUGUGAAUAUCAAUCCAAAUAUUAAUUAAAGGCUGUGGCUGGCUAUUGUAUUGGUAUUAUAGUAAACUGCCAAUAGUAAUAGCUUCUAGAGUCUAGAGAGCUGUCUAAGCGGCUAUUGGUAGUUUACUAUAAAAAAGAACUACCAAUUGGUGAUAGAUUGAAAUAGUCAUAAUAUAUCAAUAAUUAUUGGUAGUCACAAUUUAUUUUUGAUUACAACAAUGAAAUCAAUCUAAAGUAUGUAUGGGUAAUAAGGGGAGAGACUGCAAUCAGGCUAGCACAAUAUAAAAUGAGUAAAACAGAGUAGGGUUAAACCUGAUAAAAUACACGCAACAAAACAACGAACAUGUCGGCAGAAAGCCUUUGUCAGCAAACAAAACAACAACAAAAAUGGUAUUAAAAUAAGAAAUAGCACUUAGCUGGGAAGUAGUGUCCGUGAACAGCAAAAGAAAUGUGCCUCUUAAAAAGUUUUCUUUAAGAGAGUGAAUGCAAGUUCCUCAAAGUCGGUGGUUAGGUUCGGUGGAAGUAAGCUAAAGACAGUUAAGAUAAAGGAACGAAGUUGAUUCAUAGUGGUUUUGAAGGAAGGCAUAGUGGAGUAGUGACAGACCAGGGGAAAGGGGAUGUCCACAACGGGGAAAAAAGUCAGAAGGGUAAUGUAAGAAUAAGAGAAAGUUGAUGAGAGAGAGAGAUAUGAAAGGACGUGCCAAGAGCCUAAAAAAGGGAUAAAGCAAGAAAACAAAUGACAAGUAGCAGUCAAGAAGUAAAUUAAAAAGGGUAAUAAGGGGAGAGACUGCAAUCAGGUUAGCACAAUAUAAAAAAAAUGAUUAAAACAGAGUAGGGUUAAACCUGAUAAAAUAAACGCAACAAAACAACGAACGUGUCGGCAGAAAGCCUUCGUCAGUGAACAAAACAACAGAAAAAAUGGUAUGAAAAUAAGAAAUAAGAAAUAGCACUUAGCUGGUGGGGCGGUGUUGGUUCAAGUGACCAUGUUCCUGAAAAAUGAUUGGCCUAAGCUUAUUUUAUCAUCCUUAAGCCUAAUCACGUUAUUAUACAUUUUCAUUUAACUAAAGUAAAAAGAUUUUGAUUUUAAUAUGCACACUUUGCAUUCAGUAAAAUUUCUUAUGGUAAUUAUUUCGGCAAGUAUUUUAAUUUAUAAUUUUAAUCAUAAUAAUUAGCACACACAAAAUGUUUACAGCUGGAUUUUAUUUUUACUGCACAUCUUACUUUGGCCUUGGCAAAGAAGAAGCUGGGUAAAAAGUUUCAGACUAUGAUCCCCUUCCCCCCAGUAUCAUACAUCUAUCUAAGAUCUAUAUUAGGUCUAUAUUAUAAAUUAUAUAGCAAUAUAGCCAAAUCUGAUCAUGGGGAAGGCUUCAGCAGAUAGUGUUAAAACUUUAAAACAGCACUGUAGAUUUUAUAAUUAGUGCCAAAGUGUUGUCACUAGUACAAACUAGUAAUAAAUGAACGGCGCAAUACUUCGCCAGCCUCAUUGGAAGCGGGUAUUUAAAGCUCAGAUUUUUGUUUGAUUUGAUUGGCUGUACUACCAAUAGCUCUCAAGAAGCUAUAGGUAGGUUACUACAAAUAGCUCCCUGCACUAACUAGAAGCUAACUAUAGGUAGUAAACUACCAAUAUACACUUUCUUAUUAAAAGUAAAAGCUUUUCAUUUGCUUUAUCAUUAUGGAAUGGUUCAGGGGAAUUAAAUAAGAGCUAAAAAAAUCCCUCUUGUAAAAUGUGAUUGUUUGCUUAAGUCUUAUUUUAUAUAGGUAUAGAGUCAGAGUUAAAAGAAAAAGAUUGUUGACAGUGGAACAACACAGAGUUUGUGGGUGUUUUGUUCUUCAAUCAUCAUUUGUUGAGAUUUUUUACUUAGCAUUUACCUGUCUACAAGCCCAAGCCUUGUGUCAUGAUAUUUUUUUGAUAAAAAUUUAGUCAAUGGAUAAUUGAUCAAUGGAAGUUUGGUUGAACUGAAAUUUUUUUGAAUUUUUAAAAAUUCUUUGUUGUUGCUGUUGUUAAGUCAUAGAGGUGCGAGAUAGAAUGGAAAUAUUAUUCAAACUUACUUUUUUUUCGACCAAACUUCCGUUUGACAGAAUUUCCAUACUUAACAAUAGUACUGACGAGACAAUACUGUUGUGUAAAAUGUCACAUGUUUGCUUUAGAUGAGUUAUUUUCAAUUAUUAAAUAAGCCUUUAUGGCAUGGUUUUAGGAGACUUGAAAUAUAAUGAGUGCCAAUAAAUCCAUCAAAUUCAAUUGUUAGCUUGAGAACUGAGUUAAAAGAAAAGAUUUUAAGAACAACAUCGAGUCUUUGGCUGUCUUAUUCUUCAAUAAUCGAUAUUUAGAUUAUUUACUUGGAAUAUACGUGUCUUUUCAACCAAAUUUCCAUUUGACCUUAUGUCAGAUUUUCAAUUUUCCAUCAACCAAAUUUCUUUCCAAAAAAUUUCCUGCAACCCCCAAGUCUUAACAUUCUAAUCCCAUCAAGUUAUUUUCCCAUAUCUGGGGAUAACUCUGGAUGAAUAAUAAGCAAAGUCUAAAGCAGUGGUCCUUAAACAACGGAUGCAGGCUAGAUCUGGCCUUCCUGGUGUCCUGAACCAUAUCCCCCUGGCCACUGUAUGGGUACUCUGAAAGUAAAGUUGGCUCAUGAAAAUGCCCAUAAUGCUGCUUCAAUAGUAAAUACCCAGCGAGUGGUAACACAUGUCACAAGAAGAAAACACAUGGCACUCUGCAGCCUUAACCCCCCCCCCCCCCGGGCCUGGAUAACAAAUAAGAUAUAUGCAGUGUGCAUGGGAAUAUGUUCAUAUUUUUUAUUUUCAAACUGUAGUAAACCUGCUUAAAAUGUUGGAGGACACAGGCUCUAAAGAGUCAAAUAAUUUAUUAUGAUUAGAUACAAACAAGUCUUUCUGAAUUAUGUCUUUGACAUCUGAAGAAUCUCUAUGCAACAGUAUGUUUUAUUUUGUUUCACAUUUCAAUUUGACUAAUGCCUCCUUUACAAAUCAUUUCCAAGCUGUUUUUUAUUUAUUUUUUGUAAACAAACAAGCUUUUUAUCUUCAAUGAAUAGGAGUGGGUAAAACAUCAUUGGUUCAUCUCAUUUGCCAUAAUGAACCUUGCUAUACCCCAACAGCCACCAUAGGAUGCUCAGUGGAAGUGAAAGUAGGCUAACACUUACUAAUAGAAUAUUUUCUAAAAAAAAGUCUUGUCUUCCGAUAUAAACAUAAUUAUUAUUAUUUUCUUUAGAAAUACCAUACUCAUACUGUUUCAGUUUUAGUAUGAGCAACAAAAAAAUGCAGUAGUCAUGUUAUUUGAUAUUUAUUUUAUUUUUUAAGAUUUACAAGUGACAUUGACAUACGCAAUCACAUUAAGAACAAAAUAUAACAAGUAUCUGAUUAGCCUCAAGUUUUUUAAAAAUUUUCCUUCCCUUAGCUCCAUGAAUACAGAGCUGGUACACCUUCAGAGAAAGAUUUUUUUGUUGAACUCUGGGAUAUUGGAGGUGCUGCCAGUCAUGCUAACAGUAGAUCUAUUUUUUAUCAUCAAGUUCAAGGUUUGAUAUUAAAUAUGUUUUCCAAAAAGGAAUCUUAUGUCUUAUAGAAAUCAUGUUUAAUUUUUCUAUCCUUGUUUUAAUAUAAAGUGUAUUAAUAAUAUUAUAACUAUAUAACUGCUCUAAAAUAUGGAUGGUAUAAGCUAUAUUAUUAAAAGCAACAUUGCAUUCAUUUUUUAUUUGAUCAUUCAUUAUUUAUAUUUGUAACUUUUGAAUUAUAAUUCACGAAAAUUAAUAAUCAUAGAUUAUUUACUGUUGAAAUUGAACAGUGCUGUCCAGCCCACUGGCCACAUUGAAAGUCCCACCACUGCUUAAGAAAUGUUUAUGAUGUGUGUAAAAAAAAAAAGAAAAACAUAUUAGGGUUAAAAUAUUUUAAGUAUUGGGAAAUCAUGUGAGAGCACAGGGGAAGUUGUAACAUGGAGAAGGGAUAAGUCACUAAACGCUAAGGAGUGGGAUGGGUUGACAAAAAUUAAUAAUCAUAGAUUAUUUACUGUUGAAAUUGAACAGUGCUGUCCAGCCCACUGGCCACAUUGAAAGUCCCACCACUGCUUAAGAAAUGUUUAUGAUGUGUGUAAAAAAAAAAAAAAACAUAUUAGGGUUAAAAUAUUUUAAGUAUUGGGAAAUCAUGUGAGAGCACAGGGGAAGUUGUAACAUGGAGAAGGGAUAAGUCACUAAACGCUAAGGAGUGGGAUGGGUUGACAGGUAGCAGUGAAACACAUCAGCAUAGCAACCAUUUAGAAACAUGGGGUUGCUUGAAAUCAGAUACUUUCUUCUCCUUCUUUCUGUUGCUUGUAUAGGCGAAGCGUCAACGGGUAUCUGGUAUAAUUACUAACAGCAUUGGGGAAGAUGAAUAGGGAAACCAAAAUUAACUUAAUGUGUAGCUAUUUAGUCAUUGUAAAAAUAUCCAUACAGGCUCAAGUUAGGUGAAAUAGGUGAGCGCCACAAGUUAACUGCACAUUGUAGGAUGAUAAUAAUAUGACAAGAAAGUCUUGGGCUCAGAGUAAUCAAGAUGUUAUCUGGAGUACUAAAGUGUCACAAAUGACUAAUGUGGGUAGUGUGAACCACUUACGGCACCAUGUUAUUUAAACAGGUGGUCUAUCCAGGUAUGGGAGAGUCUGUGUCCAUUUUGUAUUGUAGUAACAUUGGGGAUAUCUGGUAUUCAGAGAUCGGAUUAUGAGACUUUCAAUUAGUAGAAAGCAGGAUACAUGUGUUUGUUUUUAUCUCAUGCAAUUCAGUCAGGUAGGAAUUGUGAGAGAGGUUGGACAGCACUGACAACAGUAAGUUGGCUACCAUUUUUUGUUAUAUUUUAUCAAUAAACGUAUUAAUCUUUGUGAAGAAUUAUUUGGUAAAUAAAAUCAUGAUUUAAAUAAUUUAUUUACAUGAUUAUUUUACAGGUAUUAUUCUAGUCCAUGAUUUAACCAAUCGUAAAUCUCAUCAAAACUUGCGGAAAUGGCUAGCGGAAACAUUAAGUAAAGAUGAUUUGAAACCAAACAAUGGGUAAUACCACAUGUCAUCAAUGUUAAAUCAAAUUUUCUCAAUAAAAUAAAUUUGUUCCUGUCGGACAUGUGUGUUAAAUUUUUUAAUUGCUAAAACUUAUAAUAGAAGUUUAGUCCUUCAUGGAUUUGUUUUUACUUUAUUUGCUCUGUUUCAGUUAUGACUUUGAUCCAGAGCAGUUUGCUGGGAACCAGACUCCAAUUUUAGUAAUUGGCACUAAAAUUGAUUCAGCACAAUCAUUGAGAGAGAAAAAUACUUUACGUUCAUCCCACAUAGCAGAAGAAUGUGGAGCAGAUGAAUUCAAUUUAGUAUGUAUUCCAUCCCAUGAUCUUAUUUCUUCUGCAUAUUCACAAACUACACCAGCUUGUUCAAGUUUUUAAAAUGUAACCAUUUUUUGUAACUAGAUUUGGUGUUUACUGGGUAGUAACAACAUUUUUUCUACUCUAAAUAUUGAUUUCCAUUAGUUAACAAUUGAAGACCCUAGUGCUAAAGUUACAUAAUAAGUAACAUAUAUUCAAUUUGAGACGAUCCACUUUGAAAAUUCAAACAGACUAUCAAAUUAUUCAAAUUUUGUGUGUGACUCUAGUACUUUUAGCAGUGGAGACUUCAAUUGUGUUAGAAAUAAAAAUAAUAACGCAUUAAAUACCAAAAAUUAGUGUGAAAUAUCUUUCUAAUUGUAACAUACAUAGAAGUCACUAAAUCCUAAAACUACAUUCUUGCUACUCUACAUUUUUUUUAUAUUUUAGAAUACAUUCUUAAUAUUUAAAAAAAAAAUGAUUUUAUAACAGGACUGUUUACAAGUUAAACAGUUGGCACCAGGCUCCACCAAUGCGGUCAAGCUGUCCAGGUUUUUUGAUAAAGUGAGGAGCAUGCAACUAAAUUAUUUUAUUAAUUUUUUUUUUAAAUUAAGCACCAUUUCCAAAUGUUAUAUUUUAUUUUAUUAUUUAAAUUAAAUUAGUUUCCAAAUAGUAAUUAUUGUAAAAUAUGUUUUUUCAGUAUAUUCAUUUGAUGAACAUCUGUUGAUAUAAUUAUUUAUUUUUUUAAAGGCCUUUAAAUAGCCGAAACUUCUGUCUAUCUUUUAAUAAAUCUGUAACAAAACUAAUUAUGGUUUUUUUUUUUCUGUAAAACAGGUGGUGGAAAGAAAGUUGUCCAGCAAUCAGGUCAGUACAGCAGAAAGUACUGGCAAUCGCCAGGGUUUCGAGUUUGGGCCAUUUUAGGGCUUGAGGGAUGCAAUUACGUAAGGCUUAACUUGAGUUCAAAACUUUCUUGUGUUUUUUCCCUAUACUGGUGAUGGGAGAUAAAUUUAGUGGGUGAAUCCUGUAUAGUAGAUAGCCUGUGAUUCCAUUACUGUAACAUCUUACACAAGGGCUGCUUUAAAAGAUCAAUGACUUUGGUAUGAGAAAGCAAUAGUACUCCAAGACUAAUAAAUGAAACUAAUGAUUAAUGUUUUAACCUUGAAGGAUCCUGACUGCUGUGUAAUGUAGCAUCUUUACUGCUGUGUAGCAUAGCAUCCCUACUGUCAUGUAAUAUAGCAUAUGUGCUGCUGUGUAGCACAAGUAGCACUGCAUCCCUACCGCUGUGCAAUGUAGCUUCCAAAAUUCUGUUUAACACAGCAUCCUACCUGCUGUGUAGUAUAGCAUCCCCUUCAUUAGCACUCAUUUUUAAAGUGGGUGUUUGAAUUGUCUGAAUUUCAUAGCAUUUCAUGCAAUUAUGAAAAUAAAACUUCAUUUUAAUUCUAUGUUUACUUUUCCUAAUCAAAGCUCACCUGCUCAAUUGAUAUUUAUAAAUUAUGUUUAGGUUGAACACUUAAGUAUUUCUGGUAUGUAGUGUGUGUAUUAUUCUAACAAGUUAACAAGAAAUAAUUUAAUUGAGAUUCUGGUUUCUAUGGGUUGCUGAGAGAGUCAAAGAUUCCAAUUUUCAGAAGACAAUAUGCUCUGUAUUCCUUUGAUUACCAACUUAGAAAUGUUAUAUUUGGGAUUUUCAUGUUGUUUUGUACACAAAGUUUUUUGGUGGAGGCUUCUUAAUGUCAUAUAUUUGAUCUGUUGUUUUAUAUAAAACUGUAUAGAAAAGAUGAAUAAUCUGUGUCCUAACUAAUCUAACCGUAAAGAGUAUAUCUUGAGUGUUUCUCAUGGCUUGAAAUUGUCUACUUUUAGAAAUAACAUUCUUUAACUAGAACAUGUAUUCUGUUUGUCAGUCCACACUGGCUUUGGCAAUGACCUUUUAAUUUAUUUUUUUUAAAUUGGAAGUUUGAAUGAAGCAGUCAGUUACAGAAAUAUACACUUACUGCUUUUCUCAUUGAGAAAUAAGAAAAGCAUUAUUGCUUGGCUCCUUAAAUUCAAUCACAAUUUCUUUCUUACGUGAACAUUCAAACAUAAUUAUGUUUGUUCUCUGAACUGAAGAUCAGUGAAUUAAUAGCCAAAUGGCAAUGAUAGUUAUUAUAAUAUUUGUUUUUCAAUUCAAUAAAUAAUUUUUAACCAAAAAAAAUGAAAAGAAUAUCUUAUAAUUCAUAAUAAAAGACAAUUUUUAGUUCACUUUAUAGUAAUAGGAUUAUAGGUAGCAGUGCAGUUCAAAAUACAUUACCGCUAAGACUUCAGUAAUCCUGGCAAAUUUUGGUUUGACCCAGACUUAACAGUAUCUUCAAAUCCCUUUGGGAACCAAAUUACCUGAGUUAUGUAAUUAAAUAUAAAAAUUUCAAGAUAGCUUUUAAUAACCAGUAAAUUAGAAAACUAGAUUUAAAGCUAAGAUAAAACCUCAACUAGUCAAAAACUGCAUAAUAUGCCUACAGCGCUUUAUUUCUAAUCACAUGAUGUACAGUAUUGAACUGCAUAAUAUGCCUGUAGUGCUUUAUUUCUAAUCAUAUCAUGUACAGUAUUGAACAUGUCAUUGUUUAUGGACAAAGUCUUCAAUUCACGUUAAAUCAUGUUGUGAUUCUCACCAUUAGGCAAUCAGCAAUUUGGAACAUCUGGAUUAUUGUCAUGCUGUUGUAUUAUGUAUGGUGUUAAGAUAUUAAAUUUGAAAAUUCCAACAGUAUAAAAUUGAAUCCAUUUUGAAGUUUGAAAACAAAUUUAAUUUCUAACGUAACAAAAACUAUCCUGUUAAGUAAUUAUUAUGCUGACAUUGUAUCAGUGGAGAAUUUUAGUGAUGAGUUAGAAAGUUAUAUUUAUGGGCAAGAAAAGUUAUAUCAUGUGUGAGGGAAGAACUAUUUGAUAAUUUUUAACAACUAGUUUACAGUGGUGUAGUCAUGCAAGGGCACCAGUCCAAUAGAAUGCCUUUUACUUAACCUGCCUGCCUUAAACACUGACAAAAACUGUUGUAAAUAUUGAGUUUUAAAAUUGUGCUUUAUUUAACAUUAAAUCUAAAUUUCAAUGUGUGAUUUAUAUAUUUCUCAACAUUCAUCUUCCUGGAGAUUGAUAACAAGAUGAGGAAUCUUUUAGUUCGUGUUAACAGUGUUCUUCUGAUCUUGGUUUUCAUUAGGGACUUAUGCCAGUUCUUUUUCUUUUCUUUCAUUUUAGGUGCUGGUGGGAUUUAGACAUAUUAAUUAUAAUAUUAUUUAAAUUUAAUUUAUAAUUACUGGGUGUAUUAAUGUUUUUUUUUGUUGCACUGAUGAAAGUAAUUGCCAAAACUUUUAAAUUUGUUUUUGUUAAUCAAAGCUUAACUUAUAUUGUUUUCUUUACACAAAUUGUUUGAGUCUCAUUAAACUAGUCACAGUAAUUUACACACGUUGAUGAUUUUAAUAAUAAUAAAGAAUGACACCAUGUUGUGUAGCUCUGUAUACACUAUGUAUUUAUAACCAGGUACUCGUAUCUAAUUUCAUAGUCAUACAGUUUGUAAAGUGCCCUGGGAAAAUAUUUUACGUCAACACCACCGCUAGUUAGUUAAUAUAUAUUUAUUUAUACGGUACAUAUUUGAUACCAAUAUACAUAUUUUAAUUCUUUUUUUUUUGUUCACAGGGUCACAUCAGUCCUAUGCAGACCAGGAGAGUGUGGAAGAACUCUCAUGCAGAUUGAAUUGAUGUGUGAAGGGAAUUAAUUAAAACAGAAGUGCGAUAGAGAAGAAUGCUGAGACAUGUGUACAGAUACUGUGAGCAAAUCAUAAGUGUGCAAGGAACUGAGUCUGUUAAUGAAUGUUAAAUUACAAAGGAUGCUACUUCAGACCAAGAAAUGAAAUGUUGAUGCUAGGAAUGCCAGUUUAGUAAUUGAUAUAACUUCACAUUUCUCAUAUAUAUUUGCUUUUGUCAAUAAACUAAUAAAAGUUUUGUUAAUGUUUAGGUUUUGUGAAAGAAUGAAUGGAUGAAAUAUGGUGAUUUCUAGGUCUUGAAAAAGGAAAAUGUACUCUUAAAAUUAAACAUUAUUGCAACCAUAUUUUUUUGAACGAAACAUUCAAAUUUGGUGUCAUGAAAUAGUGUUCAUGAUUUGAGGCUUAAAUUUACAAUUAAUGUUUUCAGUUUAACUUAUGUGUUAAAUCUUGCUAAGGAAGGAGUUGUUCUAAGAAGUCAAGUA